CCCCACCCCAACUGCACAAAAACAGUGUAGCUAGCUAAAGAGCAAAGAUUGAAGCACUUCACUCAGAGAAAGCUGUUUUGCAUUGCAAGAGAAGACGAGAGCCUGGCCGGGCACUUUUGCAGCAACAGAUAGGUGCGCAUUGGUGCAUUGCCUGUGGCACCUGUCAGAGGAAGACCCCAAUUCUCCUCUAAUGUGAAUUAAAGGAAAGGUGAAUCUCAGGGAUCGUGCCUGCACACACGCUCCUGUCCCUGGGAGUGCGGCUUUUGCCGAGGGAGGCCCUGCCAGAUAUUGCCUCCACGUUGCAAUGGCGCAACAGCUCGGUGGUGCUUCAAAUCCCACUGUGCCCAGUUCUGCACUGGGACCCGAACAGGUUAAACUCCUUUUGGCCGCAAGUGAAGAAGCCAAGCAGUUUGCCUACUGCCCCUACAGCAACUACCCAGUGGGGGCUGCCCUCCUGACCUCCGAUGGGAAGAUCUUCUCUGGUUGCAACAUUGAAAAUGCAUGUUACCCGUUGGGCGUGUGUGCUGAAACGUACGGCAAUCCAGAAGGCAGUGUCAGGAAGGGCAUACAAAAAUUUCGAGCUAUAGCUAUUAUUUGCAACAGCCAAGAAACGUUCGCGGUGCCCUGUGGGGCUUGCAGACAAGUGCUCAGAGAGUUCGGCAAACAUUGGGAAAUCUUCUUGGCCAAGGCAGAUGGGACGCACAUUCAGAAGACUUUGGAGGACCUGCUGCCUUUCUCCUUUGGACCAGAAAACCUGAAGAUGGUCUGAAGAGCACAAGAAACAAGAAUCCACCCACAAAGGCUUUGGUGACCUUAAUGAUGACAGAGUCCUUUUCAAAACAAUCUACUGUAUUGCAGAUU
This is a messenger RNA of Lacerta agilis (Sand lizard), 861 nucleotides long. It is a transcript of the gene CDA, whose product is annotated as cytidine deaminase. Gene Ontology annotation, cellular component: cytosol. The transcript is spliced from 4 exons. NCBI's taxonomy places the organism in Eukaryota, Metazoa, Chordata, Lepidosauria, Squamata, Lacertidae. Bases 305 to 769 code for a protein of 154 amino acids. The record is from RefSeq and is a predicted model, not a curated record. Gene Ontology annotation, molecular function: zinc ion binding; cytidine deaminase activity.